Messenger RNA from Pipistrellus kuhlii (Kuhl's pipistrelle), 900 nucleotides. RefSeq names its product rho guanine nucleotide exchange factor 7. The coding region runs from base 1 to 900 and encodes 299 amino acids. Lineage: Eukaryota; Metazoa; Chordata; Mammalia; Chiroptera; Vespertilionidae. The transcript is spliced from 3 exons. The record is from RefSeq and is a predicted model, not a curated record.
AUGGGGAACACAUUGAGCUCUUGCCUCAAUCCCAUUCCCAGCCCCAAGCUGGGCCGGAGCUCAGGACCAACAGAGACAGACGACAAGUCUGAGGUUUCUGAGGAGAGGAUUAGAAACAAGGUGGCAGGAGCACCCUCACCCAAGCUGGGUCGGGGAGGCAGUGAGCUACACGGCCUGCAGCACCUCGUUGAACCAAAGAUGCCCAAAGAGCAAGAGAAGAGGAAGACUGAUGGUGUAAUUCAUACUAAGAUCAGUGAGCACGACAGGCAUGCACGGGAAAUACCAAGGAACCCCCCAUCCAGCAGGCAUGCCGACAGCCAGACAUGCAUUGAUGAGCAGGCCAACCAUGAGUUUUUUGAAAACCUAAGGAAACCAAGGAAAGUCACAUCUGUGCCAUCUUACUGGAUCACCCCCUUUGGCAAGCAUGAAGACAGCAAGCUGAGGCAGCUGACACCCGCCCCCCCAAUGGUGCCCCGCCCCUACCAUAGCACGCUAGACACCAGCAUCACAGGGGGGCCCCUGGAGCCUCCAAAGACCUUUAUACCAAAGACCCCCAUAAGCUCUGUUCGACCUGUACGUCCUUACCAGCCGCCAGUUCCUUUCUGCUACAAGGAGGAUCUGGGUCAAAGUUGCAAGACCACGAACAAGCUGCUACCUCAGUGUGGACCUGAACAGAAGCAGUUGGAUGGAGAGCUGGAGCCAAGGAAAAGCACAGAUGUUUUGGAAGGAGACACGCAGACCCUGGAAGUCUUCAUAGAUUAUAAUGAAAAUUUAAUAAAAUCUCUGGGGGAAUUACUGAGAGCCCUCAAAGAACUGAAAAAGCUGGUGAGAAGUGUUAAGAAUAACAUGAAUCGUGUUUGCCAUAAGACCACUGAAACGGCCGUCCUUCCUUCCGGAUGA